This is a messenger RNA of Cimex lectularius (bed bug), 933 nucleotides long. RefSeq names its product probable RNA-binding protein 18. Bases 220 to 813 code for a protein of 197 amino acids. The transcript is spliced from 5 exons. Gene Ontology annotation, molecular function: RNA binding. The record is from RefSeq and is a predicted model, not a curated record. Lineage: Eukaryota; Metazoa; Arthropoda; Insecta; Hemiptera; Cimicidae.
GUUCUUACAAUUGUCAGUUCGAUACAUUGACACUUGUUUAGCUUUUUUUAUAUUUAACAUAAAGGUUAAUUUUUUAUUUUAUUUUACUGUUUGAGAAACACGGUUUAAUUUCGUGGCUCGAACAGGACCAUAAUAUGUACAAUCAAGAGAUUGGACAGAAAAUGUCCAGGUGAAGUUUUGCCUCGGAGGGAUGUCAGGACGAAUUAUUUAAUACAAGAAAUGCCUUUAACAUCUCCUUUACCACUGCCUGAAAAAGAUGUCAACGAAGACAUCGAAAGACGCUUGUGGAUCGGAAACUUGGAUCCAAGAAUUACUGAGUUUCAACUCGUGAAAAUCCUCCAAAAAUAUGGACAGAUUGAUAAGUUCGACCUGCUGUAUCACAAAACCGGCCCACAGGCAGGUCAACCGCGAGGUUACGCCUUCGUUACUUUUGUUGACUCGAUGAGUGCCAAGCAUAUGAUGGCCGAUCUCGACCGUAAAAUCGUUGGAAACAAGAUGCUUUCAAUAAAGUGGGCUCACAACAUGGGAAAUAAUGACUUUACAAAGCAGAAAAACGAUAUUUCAAUACCAGCCCUAGGAGUGAGAGACGAGAAAAAAAUCAACCGACGUUCUCAAAUCUUGGCGAUCGAGUCAAAGCUCAGGAUGAUGAAAGAGCUUCCAGCAGAAGAGUUCCAGGUCUCAAAUUUGCCGUCAAGCUCUCGGCCGAGCAUGUUUAACAUGAAUUCAGUGAAAAACAACGGUACAAAAAAUCUCAAGCUAAGAAGUCAGAAAGAAUACACGGCCAAGAGGAGUAAACCAUACAGAAAAUUAUAACAAAUUAUCCGACCAGAAAGAGAGGAUACUUUUACUCAAGAGUGAAACUAAUUUUCUUUUGUGAUAAAUAAAUAAUUUAUUAAUAUUUUCUGUGUAAAAAAUAUAAAAUUAAAAAAAAAA